Pectinophora gossypiella (pink bollworm) is the source of this 2172-nucleotide messenger RNA. RefSeq lists its product as uncharacterized. The record is from RefSeq and is a predicted model, not a curated record. The transcript has 5 exons. NCBI's taxonomy places the organism in Eukaryota, Metazoa, Arthropoda, Insecta, Lepidoptera, Gelechiidae. The coding region runs from base 233 to 2158 and encodes 641 amino acids.
AGUGAUGGGCCAGUCAUGUAACUACUGUGAACACGGUCGCUCCUCUGCCGACUAUCAACCGGAUACAGCGCGAUACCAAAAUUUAAAUACAAAACAAAAUGACCCAUUGACAUAGUAAUUUACAAGUUUAUAAAAAAAUACUAAUAUACUUAUAUAAAACCGAGUACCUGUGAAUAAUGUGAAUAUUCUUGCUUUAAUAGUUUUAAUUAUAUCUACGUAAUAAUUCAAUAAGAUGACAACGAUAAAAAAUAAGACCUUAACAGUAUUACUUGCUUUUGUAUUGAUCGCCACGAUGUUCUAUUACAAUAUUUUCGAUCUUCUACAAAAUUGUGCCGAGAAUUCAUUUGGAAAUAAUAUACGUUAUGCGUCCAAAUAUGACCUGUGGUUACCGCAGUAUAAUGGCACUGAAGACUUCCUGAUCAACACACGAGGCUGUUAUAUACCCAAUUAUUCUAAAACAAUGACCUUCAUCGAAGCGAAAAAAAUGAAAUUUACAUGUUACGAACGAAUAGUUUUUGUGGACAAAGUUUCUGAAGAUAAAAUCAGAUUUCGCAUUGAUCAAACUAAAACCAAACAGAAUGUAACAACAUUUAAAUGUUGUUACAAGUUUGCCUCCCGGUCUAUCGAACGAGAUAAAGAAGAUAUUGCAAUAACCUACACAAGCUGUGUCCCGUUCGAAAAUGACACUGUAACAGUAUUAGAAGAGGAAGUAGUAAUAGUGUCUUGUAUCCAAAAGGCCAAUAAAAAAACAGUUUUCACUUACGAAGAUGCAUACUUAAUACUUAAGAAGCAAUACACGGAACAUUUAAAACUGCAGGUGAAGGAAGAUGCUGUUAUAAUGAAAGACAACUGGAACGUCCUAAUUGUGGGCAUGGACACGAUGUCUCGUGCGCGAGCGCACCACAGCAUUCCGAAAACCCUUCGCUACAUGCGAGAACACGAUUGGUUAGACUACCAAGGCUACCAAAAGGUCGGUGCAAAUACUUAUCCGAACAUAAUGGCAAUUUUGACUGGAAAAAACUAUACCGAAGUAUCUAAAGCCUGCGGCAUGACUAUGGAUAACUGCCAGCAGUUGCUAAUUUGGAACAAAUUUAGAGACGCCGGUUAUGUAACCGCAUACGGAGAAGAUAACUUGAAAUUGCCUGAUACAUUCUCUACGCGCCACGGGUUCAAGACGCCGCCUACAGACCACUACACCAGACCGUUCUUCCUCACAGGAGAACAUCGUAUCGGCAAUCUAGUCUGCACGAAGAGUAGACCAUCAGCCGAACAUAUGCUCGACUACGCUCUUCAAUUUGCCCAAGAAUACAAAAAUGAUAGUUUCUUCGGCUUUUUCUGGAUUAAUUCCUACAGUCAUAACUUAGAUAACUUACCUACACUAUUAGAAAAUAACUUAAUCAACUUUUUUGAAAAUUUACGCGACGUUGGUACUUUAGAUAACACUUUUGUUAUUUUCCUAAGUGAUCAUGGAAUACGAUUUGGCAAAGUGAGAUUCCAAACAGAGGCGUAUUAUGAGGAACGUCUUCCAAUGCUGUUCAUGUGGGUGCCCCACGCGUUUAGAGAAACAUAUCCAGAAGAAUAUCAUAUUCUGAAGCUAAAUCAAUAUCGGCUUACUACACCUUACGAUUUGCACGCGACCCUUUGGGACUUUAUGAAAAUGACAACCAAUUGGAUUGAUAUCGUUCCUCCAGAAGCGUGUCCAGAAUGCAAGAGUUUUACAAAGGAGGUAUCGCCAAACAGGACGUGUGCGGAUGUUCAAGUAAGCCAAAAAUGGUGCACUUGUCACAAUCUGACUGAUGCUACACACGAUCCCGCGGCAAAUCGAAGCCUUGAGCUAGCUGUAGCGUUCGUACAAAAUAGAAGUAAAUCGAUCAAAACAGCAGAAUGCACGAUGUGCAGCCCACUAAUAUUAAAGACUGUCUUAAGACAACAUUCAUACAGAGAUGGAAACAACACCUACUACGUGGUCGCGUUUAUGUUUAGUUCUGGUCCUGGUUUUGAAGCUACAGUAGAACAUGAUGGAAACAAUUUCAAUAUAUUACCAUUUACAGAUCCUAUAACAUCUUAUAAUAUGAAAGGUUACUGUGUUAUAAACAAACUGGACAGGCCGUAUUGCUCGUGUCUUAAAGUAAGUAAAUGUAAAAAGAAGAACAAAUAAAUUUAUUAACUAAG